This is a messenger RNA of Vigna radiata var. radiata (mung bean), 1421 nucleotides long. RefSeq lists its product as uncharacterized. The coding region runs from base 134 to 1138 and encodes 334 amino acids. NCBI's taxonomy places the organism in Eukaryota, Viridiplantae, Streptophyta, Magnoliopsida, Fabales, Fabaceae. The record is from RefSeq and is a predicted model, not a curated record. The transcript is spliced from 2 exons.
UGAACCCAAGAGUCAUAGGUUAGAAACAGAGACUUUUGUAACAUUACCCAUAGGAAGUGAAAGUGAUGAUCAACACCACAAUCACCUGGACAUUCUGAAGAAAAAAGAAUUUCAAAUUCUCCAAAAGAAAACGAUGAAUCCCUAUUACGACGUAGAGAAGCUAAGGGACGAAGUUAUCUACCUCCACUCUCUCUGGCACCAAGGUCCUCCACAACCCCCCAUAACCACCACCACCACCGCCACUACUCACUUUCCUCAGCCCCAAUAUACGACCCACGAUCUUCGUCAUCACUAUCCUGCACCUGCCCGCACCAGAUCAUCCUUCCGGGUCCCAUCCAUCUCCUUCAAGAAGAAGAAGAAUAAGGAGAAGAAGCAAAAGGGUCGUGAUGAGGAUAACUCCGCACGACCCGACCCGGAAUGGCCAUCUCCUGUUCGACACGACCCGGUUCCAUCCACCGGUUGGGCCAAGCCAAAGACCGGUCCAGCCCCUUCGUCUAAGGUGCCUCAGCAAGAAAAGGAAAGGCUUGCGGCAGUGCAAAUGCAGCAGAAAGCGUGCAAAGCUCUGAAGGAGUUUCUUUCUAAGUGGGAUAAUGAUGAUGAUGGUGAUGGUGACGGUGGUGAUGAUGAUGAUGAUGAUGAUGGGGUAUGGGAAGAGAUUCAGGAGUUCUUUGUGGGAUUGUUCUUGGAGGACGAUGAACUCAGAGGGUACUACCAGAGGUGUUCUGAAAGUGGAGAGUUUUGCUGUUUGGUGUGUGGGGCAGUUGGGAAGAAGAAUCAUAAGAGGUUUAAGGACUGUGCUUCGCUUAUUCAUCAUUCUAUGUCGAUUUUGAGGACGUUGAAGAGAGGGGUUCACAGGGGCUUUGGUAUGGCACUGUGCAAGGUUUUGGGUUGGGAUGCUGAUCGGCUUCCUACCAUUGUGAUGAAAGGGCAGCCCCUUGGGCUGGAGACGAGUAGGCCUGCUGAGGCAGAGGGUGAGCCUAAUUUGAAUAACUUGAUUAAUGAUGAUGAUGGAAAAGAUGGUUCCCAGUCCUACGAAUCAGAUGAUAAAGCUGGGUCUUUGGAGCAUGGUGGUGUGCAAGUUGAGGAGGAGCCAACAAAAGGCAUUGAUCAGAGUACUGAUAAUGUUAGUUGUUUCUAAGUAUGAGCUUUAGCCUUUUCAAGGGAAAAAAGAAAAGCUGCAAGACAUUGUUUGUAAACUUUCUUUUGACGAUUCUGUUCUAUUUGCAAUGUUCUUCCAAGGAAAGGAAUCAAGAUGAACAUAAAUUGGAUAUUGGAGUGCAAAAAGGAGGUGGAGCAAUAUAUGAGGGAAGACAUUAUAGUCUUUUUCUGAUUAUAAAUGCUAAACAGAGACUUACAUUACUCCUAUGUGGAACACUUUAGUUUGCAUGCUGUCUCGUUAUUUAGGAAAAUGUUGCUGCUUU